Molecule: messenger RNA, 2337 nt
Organism: Dermacentor albipictus
Lineage: Eukaryota; Metazoa; Arthropoda; Arachnida; Ixodida; Ixodidae
Product: ipis-1-like
Molecular function (GO): serine-type endopeptidase inhibitor activity
Source: RefSeq, a predicted model, not a curated record
CUUUGCAGACCGGCGGCGGUGAAGGGGCAGAGCGUACACUCAGGUCCAGCGGAAGGAGGUGUGUUCCUUCUCUCCGGCCAAAACCUCACUCACCUGCCUGUCUGCCCCGUCUUCGAAACCGGCCGGCCCUUCGCGCAGGUCUCGCCCUUCCCUUCGCCCGGCCCCGUCGGCCGGAAAGCGGGCACAGUCCGUGAAGCAUCGAGGAAAAGCACGGCUCGCAGUCGGUCGAGCAGGUCGCACAACCGGCGAGCACCCGUCCCACUUUACCCGAGUGUCCGCGACCGCACUCUUCUACAGCGAAACACCGAGAAAAGGCGAGGCUUAGCAGUGUCAGCCAGAAACCGCCGAAGGCAGACGACAAGCGAGAAAAAGAAAGCGCCAAGCAGCAGACGACACAAUGGACAUAAUAACCAGAUUCCUGCGGUACCUCUUCUGGAGGGCUCCCGCGCCGCCCAACCGGCUGCGCGAGGUCCUUCUCAACUUCUCCGUGGAGCUGCACAAGCAGCAGCUGGCCGAGCAGGACGCCCUUUUCAGGGACAACGUGCUCAGCGCCCCGUUCGCCAUCGCGCUGGCUCUGACGGCCACGCACGCCGGCAGCGGGAAAGCCACUGCGGCGCAGAUUGCCAAGGCCCUGCGGCUGCCCGAAGAGCUCAUCGAAGAGAUACGCCAAGAGUUCACGGACAUGACACAGCGCCUGGCCGACUGCGGGCCGGACUUUCGCAUCCACCUCGCCAACGCCAUCUUCGCCGACCGCAGCUUGGACGUGCCGAACGAAUUCUGUGACCUCGUGGAGUCCGCGUACGACGGCACCGUCAAGCAGGUCGACUUCCGGAGCGACCCCAAUGCUGCCCGCGCGGUCAUCAACGCCUGGGUUGAGGAGAAGACCAAGUGCAAAGUGACCGACAUCAUCCAGUCCGGCCAAGUGGACGCGCGCACUUCGCUACUGCUCGUCAACGCAAUGUACUUCACGGGCUUCUGGGACUCUCACUUCAACCCGCAGUACACGGCGCUCCGCCCGUUCCACGAGACCAAGGACAAGACAUCCAUGGUCGAGAUGAUGUACCAGCGAAAGAACUACAAGACCAGCUGCUGCGACAAACUCGAGGUGGACGCGCUCGAGAUGCCGUUCGUGGGCAAGAAGCUAUCCAUGGUCAUACUGCGACCGCAAAAGAUCGACGGCCUCGACCGCCUCGAGAAGAAGCUGACGCCAGCCCUGCUGGAGGACCUGCUCAGGUCGCUCGGCGAGGACCACGACGUCGAGAUCUACUUGCCCAAGUUUAAGCUCGAGCACACCUCCAGCUUUCGAGGAACCCUGGAGACGCUGGGGAUCCAGGAUCUCUUCACGGACCGGGCCGACCUCGGUGGGGUCAGCAAGACCUCCGGUGUCAGGGUGACCGGUGUCGAGCACAAGGCAGUGGUCGAAGUGGACGAAGACGGCGUCGAGGGCCUUUUCCUCACGCCGCUCAUCAUGAUGUGCUACGCGGGCGUCAGCUUCAACUACAACGUGAACCGGCCCUUCAUGUUCCUCAUCCGCAGCUGUGAUCCAGACGUGAUCCUGUACAUCGGAUCGGUGCGCCGUUUCCAGUGAGCGGUGGCCUUUUUGUUGAUGUGCGUAGUGAAAUUCCUGCGCUGUGCCUAUCUUUGGUGGCUCGUACGAUUUUUUUGUGUGUAUACGCUGCGCGCCAGGAUUGGUGGACCGAAGGAGACUGUGCUGCAGGGUGUGACGUAACGGUGGUGCUGCAAGUUCUGCAAGAAAUGCUUUUUUUUUUCGAGGUGCCUCGGUAACCACUUUCUUCGGCUGUGACGUCGUCGUCGCCGCCGCUUCCUGUCGAGGUCGUGACGAAAGGCCGUUUAGUAUAUCAGUUCAGAUCACUGUACAGUACAAGCAAGGACCUGCCACUGGUGCCACCAUUCUGGAGCCGCCUUCAAUGCUACUUCUAGGCAAACGAUAGGACAUCCCAUCCUCGUCAUCGCAUGAACGGGACGAUGCAUCCGUAGCUCUGAUAUAAAGAAAGCUCGUGUGUGGGACUCUAAUAAGCAAUAUGCCGGUGCGUACCUCUGACCCUCGGGAGUCAACGAAAUGGAUAACCAGUCAUACAGAACUCGGUCCCUACCGUCCUCUGCGCAAACCUGCGCCAUUGCUCCGAGUUAACGCGUUCACUGCUGUACUCGCAGCACUGGACUGUCUCAGAUUUGUGGAUCUUUCCGUUUGUUCGCACCUAAUAGAAACUCGGGCAACUAUUUCGCGCACAGAAAAUCCCGAUUUCCUUCUUACAAAAAGAGAUUUUAUACAAUUGUACAAUUAUGUGUAUGUUUCAUAAAUGCAGUGACCUAAAA